CUGUUGAUGCUUUUAUUUUAGAGUUUCCCGAAGAAAGCGAGGAGAACAAAAAAAUGAGUGACGCUGAGGAGAAAAAACGUGUCAGAACUGGAGAAAAACCUCGGAGCUGCUCUCAAACCAAACAGAAAGAUGUAAAGCCUAAAGAAGGCAGGAAGACUUUCACCUGCCCUCAUUGUGGAAAGAGUUUCUUAUACAAAACUAAGUUUGACGUUCACUUGAGAGUUACUGGAGAGAGACCGUUCACUUCCGAUCAGUGCGGGAAUGGUUUCAAACGCUUAUCAAACCUCAAGGCACACAUGAGCAUCCACACCGGAGAGAAACAACACGCAUGCCAUCAGUGCGGGAAGAGUUUCAGACAAAAAGGAAGCCUUACGUUACAUAUGAGAGUUCACACCGGUGAGAAACCGCUCACGUGUAAUCGGUGUGGAAAACGUUACGCACACUCAACAGCCCUUAAAAUACACAUGAACAUCCAUACUGGAGAGAAACCUCACAAGUGUUCACUCUGCGACGGGAGAUUCGGUCACCCGGGGUGCAUGAAAACACACGAGAUGCUCCACACCGGAGAGAAACCGCACUAUUGUGAUCAAUGUGGGAAGAGCUUUACACGAAGCGGAAACCUUACGGAGCAUAUGAGAAUUCAUAACAGACAGAAACCGCACAGUUGUGAUCAGCGUGGGAAGGGUUUCCCAGACUCGUCACAGCUUGAAGAUCACUUGAACAUCCGCACCGGAGAGAAACUGCAUUCAGUCCUGAAGAAACACCUUGGGCUUCAUACGAAGGAGAAAAUGCCUGCUGGUGAGAGAGAGCACAGGUGCUACGAUUGUGACAAGACUUUUUCUUCAGUGAGCCAUUUAAAACGGCACCAGAGGAUCCACACUAGAGAAAAACCUCAUGAGUGUUCACACUGUGAUUCAGUCAGUCGUCAAACCUGAAAAUACACGAGAGGAUCCACACCGGAGAGAGACCUUGUGAGUGUUCACAGUGCGGCAAGAGAUUCAGUAGGUCAGGAGACCUGAAAACACACGAGAGGAUCCACACCGGAGAGAAACCGUACACUUGUGACCAGUGUGAGAAGAGCUUCACGCGCUCAUCCCAGCUUAAAGAACAC
Messenger RNA from Puntigrus tetrazona (Sumatra barb), 1111 nucleotides. Its product is annotated as zinc finger protein 239-like. Gene Ontology annotation, molecular function: RNA polymerase II transcription regulatory region sequence-specific DNA binding; DNA-binding transcription factor activity, RNA polymerase II-specific. Gene Ontology annotation, cellular component: nucleus. The record is from RefSeq and is a predicted model, not a curated record. NCBI's taxonomy places the organism in Eukaryota, Metazoa, Chordata, Actinopteri, Cypriniformes, Cyprinidae. The coding region runs from base 54 to 935 and encodes 293 amino acids. Gene Ontology annotation, biological process: regulation of transcription by RNA polymerase II. The transcript has a single exon.